This is a messenger RNA of Paramacrobiotus metropolitanus, 4386 nucleotides long. Its product is annotated as protocadherin Fat 4-like. The coding region runs from base 127 to 4068 and encodes 1313 amino acids. Gene Ontology annotation, biological process: homophilic cell-cell adhesion. NCBI's taxonomy places the organism in Eukaryota, Metazoa, Tardigrada, Eutardigrada, Parachela, Macrobiotidae. Gene Ontology annotation, molecular function: cadherin binding; calcium ion binding. The record is from RefSeq and is a predicted model, not a curated record. Gene Ontology annotation, cellular component: plasma membrane; catenin complex. The transcript is spliced from 21 exons.
CACCAAACAAGCUUGCAGACCAGAAGAUCCAGUAGCUGUGCAGAGUCCACGUUUUUUUAUGUCCAGAACGUCCAGAACUUAUCACAAAAUACAAUUUAUAUCGUUUUUGUGCUGAUCGGAAGCGAAAUGGUUUGGAGAAUAAUCGCUUGUAAAUGGUUAACGUUUAUCUGCACAGCGUCCGCUGCAUUUUCAGUCGGAAAUGCUCAGGUGACGUUGGACUUGAGUUCCUUGGAUUCGCCGAUUGUUUUUCCCCAGAUUAUUCUCCCAAGCGCCGGCGGGAUAGAGAUCCCUUUCGAUUCGGCGCAAACGGUUACAAGUGCUCGGAUAUUAACAUGCGGACGAUGUUUUCAAGUGGCGGUCAACACGACCAGCUCCAUUCCAUCCAUUAUUAUUCGACGAUCAACCGAGUCCAUCUGGCAGGACUGUGAGCGUGAUCUGUCAGACGGAUCCGAUCCGGAUCCGAUCAAGUACUGUGAUGCCGGAAUUGCGUUUUACGCUGACUCCAGCCAGGUCGGAACUGCAACUAUCCGGCUGUAUGUAAAUCGUCAACCGCAAGUCAACUUCAUACCGGAUGACCUUUCCAACGUCGCAAUUGCAGAAAAUAGCUUAGAAGUCAGUCGGAUUGCCGAAAUUACUGUCAGCGAUCCGGAUGAAUUGAGCUUUUAUUACCGCGACAGAAGGAUCGAGAUUGAUUCCUGUGAAAGCAACUGCCCCUGGAAAUUACAGGCGGCAGCAGCAACUGGAACUCUGCCGUGUAAUGCUAAUAACAUAUCCUGUGAUUCCAACUUCCAAGGAAGCGAUACUUACAUUUUAUCAUUAAUUCGAGAACUGGACUACGAGGCUACUGCAGUUCACCAGAUUUUUAUCCGCACUACGGAUGCGAUUGGGAAGCCGAAGUCACAGCAAAAUAUUUUACAGCGUUCUAUAACUGUACGCGUAACCGACGUGCAGGAUACUCCACCGCAAUUUGUUGCUUAUCAGCCUUUUUAUUCCAUCGACGAAUUGCUGCCUGAGGGCACCCAUUUGUUUUCUGUGAAAGCCAUCGAUGGCGACCGUGGACAAAAUUCUUCACUUAUAUAUUAUGAAUUAUGUCAAACUGACAGUAUUUCCGGACUUUGCGCAGAUGUUCCUUUCCUGAACAUAAGCACAAAUGCCGCACGCGAAGGAGAAAUAUCUGUUCAACGAACAUUCGCAAUCGAAGACAUUGUUGAUAAUACAAUCAUAAUAAAUAUUACAGCUGUGGAGGAUACACUGCAACAAGAUCGUUCUACCAUAUCCGCUCGGAUUUUAGUGUUGGAUGUCGACAACCAUAAAGCGGAAUUCUUUCUGAAUUCCAACGCCGCCGGUGAAGCGGUGUCGUUGGUUGAAGCUGAAAUCGAAGAGAACAGCUUUCCUGGUUCCCCACUUCAACUGACCAGUGGUCAGCAAAUUUUAAUCCAAGAUAAAGAUCAGGGCAUUAAUGCUCGUUUUAAAAUUUAUCUGGAUCCAAACGAUACUUUCGACAUUACGCCAACGGAAGCUCAAGGAUCAGCCUUUGUCUCCAUCCGCGUGAAAGAUAACAAACAACUGGAUGCGGAAAUUACUCAGAUGUACAAUCUGACCAUCCAUACUCGUGGCGAAGUCACUUCAGAAGAUGACGGUCCUAAAGAAAGCAGUGCUACGGUCCGAAUUGCGCUAAUCGAUGUGAACGACCAUUCUUCGAUAAUUAAGGGCUGUUCGGAAUCGCAACCUAUCAACAUUACCGUGGAUGAACUCGUCUUUAUCACUAGACGCCAAAUUCUUCUGGAAGUUGGCCAGCAGUCUAACAUUACGGAUUCUGAUUAUGACCUGGUUAACCGGAAUAUAAACACAACUCGCUUCCGCCUGUACCAGUUCGAAGAGCCUAAUUUUGCUGUCAGCGAAACUGGAUCGGUAGAGGUUGUUGGACGCUUGGAUUUUGAAACAUCCACGUUUCACCAAGUGUUUGUGGAAACGGAUAACGUCGGACGAAAUGGUAAAGUGAUGACCUCGUACUGCGUUAUUGGCGUGACUGUUACCGAUGCCAAUGACGAAAUGCCCGAACUUGUCGCCGAUUCGGUACAGCCAGAAUAUAUCAUCCCGGAGAAUAUAAUUAUGGAUUUUCCAGAAAUUCAGGCAUUAGACAAGGACACUACCGCUUCGCUGACUUUCACUCUGCGACUCGAUCGCGCACAAGGACCGAACGGAGCAGUGGUGCCAGCCGCUGACUUCGAUUUAGCCAAUCACACCAGCAUCGUUGUGCACACGCCUAACGAAGUCAACACGACGUGGAGGGCAACGAUAAAGGUCAUCAAAGAGUUUGACCGCGAAAUAACCGCAGAAAUUCAAGCCACUUUAAUCGUUCAGGAUGUUAACGCUGAUCCGCGAUUGUCAGCGCAGAUCAUUGAGCGACGCAUUAUCAUUCGAGUGGAGGACGAAAAUGACAAUGCCCCGAAGCUCUUUUACAAUAAUGAACAGGUUGAUGAAGACCCUGUGAUGCUGGAAAUCGCAGAAACCGCCUCCAAUGUGACGUACACUUUUACUUUUACGGAUGAUGAUUCUGUGCCGCGACCAUCUAAUUUUUCGGCAACUGUCUCAGUUCCAAGCGAAUUUAGCGAAUAUUCGCACCACUUUCAGGUGACCAUUAUAACCGCCCAACGGAUUAUACUACGAGUGAUUCAGCCUUUUGACUGGUUGAAGUUGAAAAAUAUGACCUUUUCACUGAUUGUUUAUGACGACGGACAAAGCGGCAACAUGGCUGUGGUAUCGAUAUUUUUGAGAAUUCUGGAUCGAAAUAACAACAGACCGAACAUUACAUUUCCGGAAAACGACAGAAAAUUUCUUAUUAGAGAAACCACACCGGAAGAGACUUUACCACGAGAGUUGUUCAGAGUUACUGCAAUCGAUUUGGAUUCCGAUGAAUUUCUCCCGCUUUCCUACAGAAUGUCCCUUAUCAAUGCACCCGAUCUUCAGGAUAAAGUGACUAUCGACAGCGCAACAGGACAGGUUUCAUUGGUGGCACCGGUUGAUCGGGAAGAGCCGGUAUUCGAGCGUGACCCGGAAUUCCUUGUUUUCUUGACAGUCAUUGAUAACGCCAACAGCUUAGCUGAUUCCCAAUCCAGCGAAACAAUAAGAAUAUCUUUCAAAAUCGAAGACAUCAACGACAAUAUUCCAGUUUUUGCCAAUGACACCCAAGAUACCGUCCUACUGCUGCCGCGACAAAAUGCUGCACAAUACGAACUGCCAUUUCGAUUAAACGUUCGGGAUGCUGAUGCUCCUGAUCAGUGUGGAUUUCUCACAUAUUCGCUUACCAAAGAGGAAAACGUGCCGGUUUACUUGCCAUCCGAAAAUUCACCGGUUUUACGGUUGAACGAUGCAGUUCCUGGCGGUCUGGCUGAGUUCACUUUGAACGUCUUUGACGGAUCCAAACCGAACUGCGGAGGAGGGCAUACAGUCAGCCGCAAGUUAACUAUUAAAAUCCUCCAACAGGAGAAUCUAUACACGUUGACCAUUGCGAUUGAUACUGAUGCGCCGGGGACGGAGCGAGAGAAAUCUGAGCCUGCUACCGCUGUCGACAAUCAACGCAUAACAAGUUUAAUGGUGCAGAAUCAGGGGCUUUUAAGCAGCGUUGGAGUGGUCGGUAUUACUAGCCCGCCCGGACCCGAAUCGGAAGGAUUGUCGACCGACGCCAUUAUAGCGAUUGUACUGGGUGUUUUCCUGGCGCUGACGUUGAUCGUUAUUAUCGUCUAUGCCGUUGAGAAAAAUAAAUUACAGCGUAAACUUAAGUCUUACCGGGCAAUGGAAGAUGUCGGCGCAAAACGUCAAGGUCCCGACGUAGAACCUUUACCAGACUACGUCGGCGCUCAGACAAAAAUAAAUCCGUUGUUUGAUGCUGAUGGAAAUGCUGCUUUACCGGUUGCCGGUUUUCCCGAGCUCGAGAGCGACAGUACAUCCGAUAUUGUAUCGGAAACGGCUAGUGUUACGUCCAGUGGAACUGCUAAUGAUGUGGAAGAUUUAGAAGCAGUAGUGGCGCGGACAAAUCGCCAAAACCUGAAUAAUCGACUGCGUUGAGACUGGCUAUCAAAAAACUUAUCUGUGGUUUUUAAAUGUACUUUUUUCAACCGGUGGGAAAUGUGGUAAGCAAAGCGACGGUUGCCUGUGUUUUCGUGUUAUGCAGCUUGGAUGGUGUAUGACGUUUUCCCAAUUUUGCGCGCAAAAUUAUCUCCGCAUGAGUAAAAAAUUGUGAACUAUGAGGAUAAAAGGAAGUGCCCCUUGAUCUGAGUCAUCUGCGAAAAAUAAAUCGUUUUCGAUUUUGACUUCAUUUUCAUUAAUCAGUGAUUGACGGUUGGCGAGUGCAUGUAGAUCAUGCUUUUUUGUAUUAAAGUUUCU